Molecule: messenger RNA, 2439 nt
Organism: Daphnia pulex (common water flea)
Lineage: Eukaryota; Metazoa; Arthropoda; Branchiopoda; Diplostraca; Daphniidae
Product: serine/threonine-protein kinase PLK1-like
Exons: 9
Coding region: 180-2000 (606 amino acids)
Biological process (GO): regulation of cytokinesis; protein phosphorylation; mitotic cell cycle
Cellular component (GO): centrosome; nucleus; spindle pole
Molecular function (GO): protein binding; protein serine/threonine kinase activity; ATP binding
Source: RefSeq, a predicted model, not a curated record
GAAAAAGCAAAAGUCUGUUGGGGCUGGGGUUACAACUGGACGGUUUGAGUUUCAGGGUCCCCUUUUGAUCUCGUUUUAAUAUUUGGGAAACGUCCCAGAAUUUGUAGCCAUUGAUUUCCCAUAAUCUGCAAACUAUAUUUUAACAUUACUGAUACCUCCCUUUAUUCAUUUUUUUGAAAAUGACAAGCAUUAAACCAAGUGAACCGGGACCUGAUAUUAUUCCCGACAUCCUGUGUGAUGCUGCUGGCAAAAAGAGGUACCAAAGAGGAAGAUUUCUCGGCAAGGGUGGUUUUGCCAAAUGCUAUGAGCUAACAGAUCUUGACAAUGGACAAGUGUUUGCUGGAAAAAUCGUCUCCAAACAACUUCUUGUCAAGCCUCACCAAAAAGAUAAAAUGGCUCAGGAAAUUUCUAUUCAUCGUAGUCUGAAACAUGAUCAUGUAGUAGGAUUUCACAGUUUCUUUGAAGAUAAUAACUUUGUAUAUAUAGUGUUGGAACUGUGCAAAAGAAGGAGUCUAAUGGAAUUGCACAAAAGAAGGAAAGCUGUAACUGAACCAGAAGCAAGAUAUUUCAUGCACCAACUUCUAUUGGGUGUAAAAUACCUUCAUGAAAACAAAAUGAUUCACAGGGAUCUCAAGCUUGGGAACUUGUUCCUGAAUGAUAACAUGGAACUUAAAAUUGGAGAUUUUGGUUUAGCAACAAAAUUAGAUUUUAGUGGAGAGAGAAAAAAAACACUUUGUGGUACUCCCAACUAUAUUGCUCCAGAGGUUCUCAACAAAAAAGGCCAUAGCUUUGAAGUUGACAUUUGGUCAAUGGGCUGCAUUUUGUAUACUUUACUUGUUGGUCGUCCACCUUUUGAGACGCAGUCUCUCAAAGAUACAUACAGUAAAAUCAAACGAAAUGAAUAUCAUAUUCCCUCUCGGAUCGGGCCUCUUGCCCGUGCUCUUAUAACUCGAAUGUUACAGGGUGAACCAACCUGCAGGUAUAAUAACUUGAUAUUAGUGUUGUGUAAUUUUAAAGAUUUUCAGAAUUAUCUAUCUAGACCUGCGGUCGAUAUUGUUUUGAAUGACGAAUUCAUGACAUGUGGUUAUAUGCCAACACGCUUGCCUUUAUCAUGCCUCACGAUGGCUCCGAGAUUCGAUGCCAAAUUGAAUAGCAGCAUUAUUGCUGUUCGUCGUCCACUGGGCGAAGUUAACAGAGUCCAUUUACCUGGAACUGCUGAGCAUCCACAAGGAGAUGGAUUGGCGCCUUCCAACGAACCUAACCAUGCUGAGAAUGCCGGAGCCCUCUACACGGCUGGACCUUCUCCUGAGAAACUAUUGCGUGAGCUUCAGCAACAGCUCACCCGCCUCUUCAGUGCAAAACCUGCGGAGAAGUUCCCUCUUAUGAUGGACGAGGCAGAGGAUCCGGGUUCAGUGCCUAUGGUAUGGAUUUCUAAAUGGGUAGAUUAUUCUGACAAAUACGGGUUCGGCUACCAACUCAGCGAUGAUACAAUUGGUGUCAUUUUCAAUGAUUUAACGAAACUUUUGCUGUUGGUUGACGCAAAGACCAUUCAGUACGUCGAACGCAAUGGAAAUGAGUUGUAUUACACUAUGGAUCAACAUCCGCCUACCUUGGGUAAAAAGGUGAAACUGCUCGCAUAUUUCCGCUCUUACAUGCAAGAGCACUUAAUCAAGACUGGUGCAUCCGUUGUUCCACGUGACGGUGAUGAACAUCUUCGGUUGCCUUUCCUACGUCAGUGGUUCCGCACAUCUCGAGCUGUCGUCAUGCACCUAACGAGUGGAACGCUACAGAUUAAUUACUUUAAAGACCACGUUAAAUUGAUCCUCUGUCCACUCAUGGGAGCUGUGACAGUCAUCGACGAGAAGAAAAAUUUCCGUACCUUCAAAUUUUCUUUGCUGGCUGAACACGGUUGCAAUCCUGAUCUCUUAUACAGACUGCAAUACGCACACGAAAAACUGCCAUUUUUACUCUCACCGUUAGUAGAUACUCAGGAAAAGUAGAAAUUUAUCGCUGGCCAACAGUGAUCGUCUUUCGCUUAAUCAAAUUUGCCCCUCGCUGUCUUUUAAUUUAAUUUUUUUUUAGAUGGCCAUUCUUGACUUAAUUACCAUUCAAUUAAGUUACGUGUCUCCUUCAAAUUUUAUAAUAAGUGUGAAAUUACUUAAUCCCAUUUAGGCUUUAAUCCACGAACUUAUCUUUUAUUAUGUCGCCCUUAAUUUCGAACUUGAAGUUAACAAGCAGUGUUACUACUUCAUCUCAUUUACGAAAUUGUGAUGUAUUUUGAUUUGUUCGUCUCAAGUACAUGCCUACCUCGGAUUGAAUAUGAAGUGUGAAAUUACAAUACCCUGAUGCCCCCUCCCUUGCCUUUAUCUUAACUUCUGUCUUCCUCUUGUACGUCUGGCAAUUCGCGAUUUAUAGAAUUACACUACAUCAUCACCCCUU